UAUGGAUUUUCCUCAGUGCUCGCAUGAAGACAGAAGUUUAUUUGUAAAUAUUGUAAUUUGUAAAUACCACUGAAACCAUUUAUUUUUGCAACGUUUAAGUGAUUUAUUGGAAAGUGGCAGUGUUUUAUGGAUAAAAAUAUAAGCGGAAACCUUACUUGAACCCUCAGAGGGCAAGAGCGAGCCGCUAUGGUGAUGGAAGCCAAUCCCAUUACUGACCAGCACGCUGAAGAGCGCGUCCACGGCGCGUCGCUGCGGCCCCGCGCGGGCGGCGACGUGAUGGCGGCGGAGCGCGGAGUAGGCGCGCUGGACCUCGGCGCGCCCUACGCCGCACCCUCCAACCUCGUGCUCACGCCCGCACCUGAAUGCCGCAAGCUGUCGCGCGGCAUCUCGCGCGCCACCGACAACGAGGGGCUGGUGUGGGCGCUGCGCAGCGGCACCGAGCCCGCGCCCGCCCGCGCCGACCACAUCUUUGUACUCCCGGACAUCUCCGUGUACCCGCCCGACUUCCGAACAUUCAUCGAGAAGGACCUCCUCGAAACCGCCACUCUAGUAACCCUCGAGUCCGCCCACAUCCUGAACUGGUGGCGCCAGGGCCGCGUCCCGGCCGCGCCGCGUCUGCUGCCGCUGGCGACAUCUGGCGACGGGAACUGUCUGCCGCACGCCGCGUCGCUCGCCGCCUACGGGUUCCAUGAUCGGCUGCUGGCGUUGAGGACCAGGAUACAGGCGUUGUUGUCUGGCGAGGCGGGGAGUGCGGUUACUAACGCAAUAAAACGUCGCUGGCGUUGGUCCGAAAGCCUAUCGCUGCGCAGCGCGGGCCUGACGCCCAGCGAGGCGGAGUGGGAGGGCGAAUGGCGCGACGCCGUGCGUGCGGCAUCGGCCGAGCCGCGCCCGCACCAGCCAACCGCGGCGCCGCAUUAUGCUGGAUUAGAGCAGCUGCACGUGUUCGCAUUGGCCCACGUCAUGAGGCGGCCGGUGUGCGUGUUCGCUGAUGUCGCUUUGAGGGACUUCCGCGGCGACCCAAUAGCGCCCAUCCCGUUCGGCGGCAUCUACCUCCCCCUAGAGCUAGACCCGCUAGUCUGCAGCAAGGCGCCGAUCCUGUUGGCAUACGACGCGGGGCACUUCUCAGCACUGGUGCCGAGCGAGCCGCUGCCCACUGACGGUGCCCGGGUGCCGCUUGAAGACCAGGCCGGGAACCAACUGCCGAUACGAUUCAACGUGGACCCCGGCGACGACUUCCGCUGGGACGUGGAACCCGACCAACGCACCAUCAACGCCUUACUACCAGACGAGUACCAGCGCGCCUCCAUGCUAGCCGCCUAUCUGGACCUAGAGCGAGUCGAAUGUGCCCUCCCCUCCCAACCCUCAGAAGAAUUACGAAGAUCACUGGACGCACUGUCCACCAAGAGCUCCAAACAAAUGAACUCCGUCGCCAAACAGUUCGGCAGCAUCGGCCGCUCAAUGUCCAGCAAGAUUAAGAAGAAUUUUGGUUCCAUGGCGAAGCUGAGCAAGGGCAGUAGUGGAAGCCAGAGUAACCCCGAGGAGCUGGUGCGGAGGCAGUCGACGUGUGAAGUGCUGUGCUGUAAGGUGCUGGCGGCUCGCGCGCCCGUGCAGGACGAGAUGGUCAAGAAUUACCUGAAUGAGGCUUGGAUCGGCUACACAACCGAAAAAAACCGCAAGGAGCACACGACCCUCCCGUCCCAGCCUCGCUACGGCACCGGUCGCUCGCAGUUCUACGCGGAGGCGGGCGCGGCGGCGCACGAGGCGGCUCGCAGGACCGCCCCCCGCCCCGCGCGCGCCGCGCAAGACCGCACCCUGUACUUGUGCAAGAGUACGUUCUACGACGACCGCCCGCCGAGCCCGCAGCCGUGCCGCGCGCCGCUCUGCCUGUACUACGGGAGCAAGGACAACGGCGGCUACUGCUCCAGCUGUGCCAAGCUACAGUGAGCUUCCUGCAGCGUGGGGUGAGAAGGGAGAGCGGUGUAAAAUGUGUUGUUUAAAAUUUGAGGUAUAUGCGGCGUAUUUCGGGAUAGAUGGUUUUAAUUAUUGAUUUGUUGUCGUGAGUAUUUACGUUAAGUUGUUUUGAUUUAUAGUAAAUUGAAUAACAACAUUCGUCUCAGCUGAAUGAAAUAAGUAUAGAAAGGAAGUUUCGAAAGUCUCCCACAAAUCAUGAUCUUCAGUAUUGAGUGUGUCAUUUUAAUUGAAGUUUACAUUAGAUUCUGAUUAGUAUCGAAAUCGGAUUGUGUGUUAACUACAAGUAGUUUGAACUACUUUUUAGAGUAAGAUUGUAUGUUGUUAACUUAAGCAAGGUUUGUUAAGAAUUCUCAGAGGUUUUAAGAUUGUGAUAAUUAUUUUUGUUACUUUGUAAACAUAACAAUGAUAUUCGUACCCACCCAUAUAUAAAAUAUCUAUUUACAAAUAUAACUACGUAUUUGUUACUGUGAAAGGCACAGAAAAAACCUUCCAUAUUUAGAAACAAAAGCUGUGACUACUAUUUUCAGUAUAUUUUAUGACAAUGACUAAAGAAGUGCCAAAAUUGGCUUCUGUAUUUGUUGUCUAAUAUCUGUAGCGCUGUUGUGACCCGUAAUAAACCCUUGUGUGUACUUAUUAAGAUAACCGAUGUGUUCAAAAUUCAGUGCCAGGUGCAUUCAAUAAAGAAUUUUGACAAUACGAGAAAAAUAUUCCCAUACAAGUAGCGUAAUAUGUGUAGAUUUUUUGUAAAAGAAAUAUAUAUUGUAGAGGAAUGAGCACAUUGUAUUUUCAUAUACUUCAAUAGAUGUAUUUAUUCAUGUGUCUACCUCGUGUAACGCAGUGAAUGCUGAAAUGAGAAAACUAUAAACAUCAUUCAAAGGAGUCAGGGUAUCAAGCUUUGAUUGACAAGUAAAAGAUAUUUAUAGAGUACAUUUUGUGUAUAGUGUGUGUAGUGCGUAUGUGUAAUGUCUAACCGUCAUUGGACUUCAGUUAACUUUGUUCCGAUAGCUUGGAGUCAGUCUCCGUCCUUUGUUUGCUUGAUUUUGAAAAUGAGAAAAAAGUUUUGAUCUAUCUAGUCCGAUAAUUUUAGUGUAUAAGUGUAUUUGAACUAAGUUGAUAAAUAAUGUACUUUAGUUUUUGUAAUUAUUAUUAGCGUUUAAAAUUGUUGUUUUUUUUAACUUUGUUAAUAUAUUUUUUAUGUUCUUCUCUAUCUAUGUAAGUACUUACUUUCAAUAUCACAUUCUAACAUUCACCUUUUAUGUAAGUAUAAAUAUCAAAAGGUUUUUCUAAUUACUUACCUUAAUUAACAUUUCACUUUUAGCCUUAAGUAGAUCUGUGAAAUAAAAUUAAUAAUAAGUAUGAUUUCAAUAAAACAGGGUGAUGUUAAAACUACCUGUUUCAGAUAUAAUAUUUUCCUAAGAAUCAGUAGCAACUAUUUUUGAACAACUAUCCAAAAUGUAAUACAUAAUUAAUGUGUACUUGUAUAGUCAAAACUAAUAAUGUGCAAGUAAAAAUCAUAUACAUAUAUGAAAUAUUUUUUCACAUACAUAAUAUACAUAGAGGCAUAUCAAAUUUUGUAGAAAUAUAAAUGUGGUUACGCAAG
This is a messenger RNA of Plutella xylostella (diamondback moth), 3571 nucleotides long. RefSeq names its product OTU domain-containing protein 7B. Gene Ontology annotation, biological process: protein K63-linked deubiquitination; protein K11-linked deubiquitination; protein deubiquitination involved in ubiquitin-dependent protein catabolic process. The record is from RefSeq and is a predicted model, not a curated record. Gene Ontology annotation, cellular component: nucleus; cytoplasm. Lineage: Eukaryota; Metazoa; Arthropoda; Insecta; Lepidoptera; Plutellidae. Gene Ontology annotation, molecular function: zinc ion binding; K63-linked polyubiquitin modification-dependent protein binding; cysteine-type deubiquitinase activity.